Molecule: messenger RNA, 2149 nt
Organism: Saccoglossus kowalevskii
Lineage: Eukaryota; Metazoa; Hemichordata; Enteropneusta; Harrimaniidae
Product: alpha-1,6-mannosylglycoprotein 6-beta-N-acetylglucosaminyltransferase A-like
Biological process (GO): protein N-linked glycosylation
Cellular component (GO): Golgi apparatus
Molecular function (GO): alpha-1,6-mannosylglycoprotein 6-beta-N-acetylglucosaminyltransferase activity
Source: RefSeq, a predicted model, not a curated record
AUGGAGCCUGAUCUACCCUGCCAGUAUUCUGACAAGAAUCUACAAGAAUUUGUUCAUUGUAGAGGGAAAAUAGAUUGGAUGGGAAAAUACUGGCAUACAGAUUCGUGUUACAAGCAUUAUGGCGUGGAUGGAUCAAUGUGUUCUAUUGCUAUUUACCUUAGUGAGAUUGAAAACUGGUGUCCUGUGCUGCCUUGGAGAAAAGGUGUUCCGAAUAAUUUGCUAAGUGAUCCAGAAUCGGAAAUGGAACCAUUGUUUAAGUUGAUGGCUGAUGACAAUAAAUUCUUGUGGAUGAAAAACAGAAUUGAUAGAAUGUGGGACAAUAAAUGGGUGCCCGCAGGGAAAGCUUUACAGAUGAAACAGGAUUUGAGUAACAGAUCUAAAAAAAGGCAAAGUAGAAAAAGAGAAGAUGCUAAAAGUUUGUGUUAUAUGAAGGCUAAGGGCGUGAGCAAUAAAAAUUGUCCUGUAUCAGGAGUAAGACCUGUGGAUCUUAUUUACAUAGAUAUUGUAGGUUUGAAGCAGUUUAAAAAAGUAGCUGGUUCUCUCUGGAACCAAUUCAGCUGUAUGUUACGGGUCAUAGAUACGUUUGGCACGGAACCAGCUUUUAACUUAGACACCUAUGCAAGGAAGGCUGGCACAAAGUCAGUGUGGGGAAAAUGGGGAUUAGUCCCACUGCAGUUCAUGACAAUGUUUCCUCACACGCCAGACAACUCAUUUAUGGGAUUUGUUGUUGAAAAUGAUUUACAGGAUGAGGAUUUUGAGAGACCAGUGCCAAAGCAAAAUGAUAUGGCAGUCGUAUAUGGUAAGAAAGCUGACAUGUGGCUGGAUUCUAAGGCAUAUUUAGAUAUCAUACAUGAACGUUUUACAUUACACGGUACGGUAUAUGCUAAUACGAGUGAUGAUUUGAUGAACAUUCCGCGAUACGUCAUCAACCAUGGCAUACUGAGUGGUGACCAGGUUCAAGAACUACUCAAAAAAGCAAAGUUAUUUGUUGGUUUGGGUUUUCCAUAUGAUGGACCAGCACCACUGGAGGCCAUUGCCAAUGGAUGUGUAUUUCUAAAUCCCAGUUUUAACCCACCGCUUAACUCUAUGAAUACAAAGUUUUUUAAGGGGAAACCUACUCUGCGAGAGUUGACAUCUCAACAUCCGUAUGCCGAGGUAUACAUUGGUAAACCCUAUGUGCACACUGUCAGCAUUACAAACACUACAGCAUUUAGAGCAGUAUUGAGAGAAAUCCAAGAAACUGAAUACUUAAAGCCAUAUGUGCCACAUGAAUUCACACCUGAAGGAAUGUUACAAAGACUUAAUGCAUAUAUUGAAAACCAGGAUUUCUGUUCAGCCAAUCCAAAACAAUGGCCACCGUUGAGCGCAUUAAAAGUCAAAAUAUCCAAUCCUAAAGAGUCGUGUAAAGCAGUCUGCAUGAAGAAUGGACUUAUAUGUGAGCCAUCGUUCUUCAAAUCACUCAAUACACAGGAAAUGAUUGAGAGGGAAGGAUACUUAGAAUGCAAGUCUGUAAUAUCUGUGGAAGACAUAUAUGCACCUUCCUUCAUCAAAGAAAGUAACAUCUGUCAUCUAGAAAAGCAGAAACUGUUAUUCAGUUGUGCUGGUGGAAGUGACACUCGGAACAGAGUGUGUCCAUGUAGAGAUUUCAUUAAGGGGCAAGUCUCACUGUGUAAAGACUGUCUUUAGUUGCAGCAAUCAAAAGGACAUAAAUAUCCAGACUUUAAAUGUAUAUUUCCAGUAAUUCGCUCCCUUCUCUGAUGAAACACUUCUGUGAUGUGGCGACGAUGGGUGUAAGCAACAAUGUUCAAAUUGUCAACUCUGUUUGGCUGUGUAAUCAUUCGUCAUUUACAAUAUAGCAAAUGUACAAAGAAAUUGUAUUUUUUACGACAGACCACACGAACAAAUCAAUGUUAAUGCUAAGAUUAGCGUCCCUUAUGCCUGUUAAUGGCACAGAAGUGCUUUCAACUCCAGAGGUGCACUUUAUAGGAAUGAUUUAUUUUUGUAUAAUAGGAUUUACCCAUGUGGCUUCAAUACCUUGAGUGGACAUAUGUGUUAUUAAAUGUCUGUACUGACUAUUAUUAACUAAUGUCUUGUGAUAAGAUUGCUGAUGGUGUACCUGUCUACACAAUGAAUGAAGAACUUUAAUGCA